Molecule: messenger RNA, 2151 nt
Organism: Macrobrachium nipponense
Lineage: Eukaryota; Metazoa; Arthropoda; Malacostraca; Decapoda; Palaemonidae
Product: cytochrome P450 2L1-like
Exons: 12
Coding region: 556-2022 (488 amino acids)
Biological process (GO): xenobiotic metabolic process
Cellular component (GO): cytoplasm; intracellular membrane-bounded organelle
Molecular function (GO): oxidoreductase activity, acting on paired donors, with incorporation or reduction of molecular oxygen, reduced flavin or flavoprotein as one donor, and incorporation of one atom of oxygen; iron ion binding; heme binding
Source: RefSeq, a predicted model, not a curated record
CGCAAAGUACGCAAAUUUUGGAUAAUUUUAAUAGAAGAAGCAGAGACACCCAUUAAACUGUGAAAACGGAUAAAUAAAUGACGAAAAAUAUUAUACACACAAAAUUGGCUCCCAUGUACUUAGCAAUAGGCCUAAUCGAAUUAACGGUUAAACUUUUUGGAAAAGAGAGAGGUUGAGAGAAUGUAGCGCAGUAGGGCCAGAAGCUUUUCAUCUCUCUUACCCUUUCUUCAGGCCUAACAGGAAGUCUUACUAAGGUAAAAAAGGAAAAAAAAAGACACAAGGUUAGAUAAAACUAUAAAUAAAAGCAAUCUUUAAUUCUUCCCGGUGAUAAUGACGUCACAUGAAAGAGCAAGCGGUUCAGGAUAGCACUAUAUGGCAACUACAAAGAAGUCGAGGCCUUGAUAUACUAUAGACUCUCCUUUUGUUUAUCCCUAGUGACAGUAGUCGUUCAUAACCCAUUGUGAGUAGACCUGUCUGUGAGUUUUGUGUGAAUCCGAAGCCAGUCGCAGGAUUCAGUGUAAAAUCUUUCUGAGCGGAAUAGAAUUCGCGACAAAGAUGAUUCUCGAAAUCAUACUCUUCCUCUCCCUCGUUCUCAUCCUUCGCCAUUGGCUCAAGAGACCCAAGGGAUUGCCUCCAGGUCCUCUUGGGUAUCCGAUUAUUGGCACCAUCAUAGCCUCUAACUUGGAGCAAAUCGUGGACUACAGGAAGAAAUAUGGCGACGUAUUCAUGUUAAACUUCUUCGGAAUGAAGUUCCUCUACAUCUGCGACUACAAACUGAUGAAGGACGCCCUGGGAAGCCCCGAGUUCUCGGACCGCCCCAGUUACGAAGUUUUCCAUUUUCUGACGGACGGGAAGGAAGCAGGCGUGAUCAUGAGCAACGGUCAAAGGUGGGUCAACGCCCGGCGGUUCCUUCUCCGGAACCUGAGAGAUUUAGGCAUGGGCAAAUCGAGCCUGGACGAAGCCAUCAUCCACGAAGCCCACUGCCUGGUCAAGGACUUCCAGCAAUAUGCUGGAAAACCUUCCAAGUUUCCAGAGUCUCUGAAUAUUGCUGUUCUGAACGUCGUCUGGCAAAUGGUUGCAAGUCGAAGGUACGACCUAUACGACGAAGAGGUCAACAAUUUCAUCAAGAUCAUGAGAACUCUCCAGGACGACCCUAGGGCACUUUUGGCCUUCUUUGUUUGCCCAGCUUUGGAGAAGGUUUUCCCAAAAAUUGUCGUCGACAAAGUCUUCAAAAUGGAAGCUCUUCAGAAGACUGCGGUUGCUGCGAAAAACCUGUUUGGGAAAACAAUAGAGACUAGGAAGGCCCAGUUGGAUGUCAACCACCCAGAAAACGUCAUCGACGAGUACCUCAUUCAGAUGAACAACAAAACCGAAAUUGCCGAGUUCUUCACUGAGGUCGACCUGAUGAAGGUCAUCUUCGAUCUUUUUGCUGCCGGUUUUGACACGACCUCCAACAUGCUCAGAUGGAUAAUACUCUAUGCAGCCAAGUACCCAGAUGUCCAGAAGAGAGUUCAGGAGCAAAUUGAUGAAGUGGUUCCUCGUGGGGAGUUUCCUACCAACCAACACAAGUCACAGUUACCGUUGCUGGAGGCUUUCAUCCAUGAGGUCCUUCGAAUGAGUUCCCUCAUACCCUUUGGAGUCAUGCACGCCCCUACUGAAGAUACGCACCUAGCAGGAUACCUUGUGCCAAAGGGCACGGCCGUCUUCAGUAUGGUUGGCAUUGCGCACCAGGAUCCACGGUACUGGGAGAGUCCUCAGGAGUUUAGGAUUGAAAGGUUCCUGGACAAUGAAGGAAAAUUCAUUUCCCACAAGGAAGGAUUCACUCCAUUUUCACUAGGCAAAAGGAGCUGCUUGGGAGAAUCUCUGGCCAGGAUGGAAAUGAGCAUCUUCUCAGCCGCGCUGUUCCAGAACUUCACUUUCUCGCCGCCAGAGGGGGAGGAGGAAGUGGAUCUCGCCCCGCGAAAAUUACCCAUGUCGCAUGUGGCGAAGGACCAGGACAUUCUCAUAUCCGUCAGGAACUGAGACCUUCAGCUGAAAACCAUGAUGGACAGAGACAACCGAUAGAUCCGAGAGGGAUCCCAAGGGAAAUCAGCCUGCUGAGAGAGACAAGUCAUAGGAAAACAUGAUAAAUAAAUGAUAUAGAAAAUAAAA